Messenger RNA from Racocetra fulgida, 1058 nucleotides. The record is from the annotation of a GenBank genome assembly. Lineage: Eukaryota; Fungi; Glomeromycota; Glomeromycetes; Diversisporales; Gigasporaceae.
UGAAACGAUGGUCACGCCAAAUUCUCAAAGGCCUUAUAUACCUACAUUCACAUAAUCCACCAAUUAUUCAUCGUGAUAUCAAAUGUGACAAUAUCUUUAUCAAUGGCGCUCAUGGGGAAGUGAAAAUUGGUGACAUGGGAACGGCCAAGAUGAAGUUGGGAAAAAAGUAUACCGUCAUCGGGACUCCUGAGUUCAUGGCUCCCGAAAUGUACGAAGAAAAAGGAUAUAACGAAAAGGUCGAUAUCUAUGCGUUUGGCAUGUGCCUUCUUGAAAUGGUUACCGGCGAAUAUCCAUACAUUGAAUGCGAGAAUGCACCUCAACCAGAAGUGGUGUUAUUAACUGCAGAUAACGCAAAAACUCAACUAACCCUGCAAGUUGUUUUCAAAGGAAUGGAUAAAUUAUCCGUUAAAUUUGAAUUUAACGUUGAAAAAGACACAGCAGAGCAAGUCGUUAAUGAAAUGAUCGAGGAGAAAGUUCUUAAAGAUCAGUAUCAACAACUUGUAACUCAUGAGAUAAAUCGUAUUUUACGUGACAUUAAUAAAUCAACAAGUGAGGAUGAAUCAAAGAAAGAAGAGCACAAGACAUCAUGGCCAUCACAACCAAUAACACCGCCUUUUCAUGUGGGAAUGUCUCCACAUUUACAACCCCAGAGAUCCUCUCAUACACCUGUUCCUACGCCGAUGGUCCUCGAACGGGAUAGCCCAACUAGCACGUUAUCACAACAACAAAUAAUGGCAGAACCAUCGCGAAGGAAUUCCCUUCCUGGUGGACAGGCAGAAUGGAAUCAAGAAUUUGAUGAAACACAUCCCGUUAAAGAUAAAACACCAAUUGAAGAUUUUGUUCUUGAAGUUGUCCUUGCAACAAACAAAGACCCCGAAAAAGCAAAGGAAUGGACAGAAAAACUAAAAAAGCAAGAAAUCGAGACUGUUGGCAAUUUACGAGCACUAAUUGACGAAGAUUGGCAAGGUAUUGGAUUAACCGUAUUUGCCAUGCGUGCUCUAAAGAAUUCCUUACGUGGUAAGACAUUGAGAAGCCAAAGUAGUGUUACAAACCCAUAG